AUGGCGGAUAAUUCGUGGGACAAAUGCGUGGAAGAAUCGGUGAAUGUGCUUGAAUCCAGGCAACUCCUUCGAUCUUUGAGACCCAUUUGUAUGUCAAGGCAAAACGAAGAAGAAAUUGUGGAAAACAGAGGCAAUGGAGGAGACGAGUACAAGGUGUUCGAUGGUUUGUGUCAAUGGGAUCGAGCUUCAGUCGAGGUUUCUGUCUCGAUACCCACAUUUCAGAAAUGGCUUCACGAUGAACCCAGUAACGGAGAAGAGAUUUUGAGGGGAGAUGCUUUAGCUGAAGGUAGAAAAGGGAGAUUCAAGAAGCUGCUUUUGUUCUCUGGGAAUGAUUAUUUGGGUUUGAGCUCACAUCCUACCAUAUCAAACGCUGCUGCAAACGCAGUUCAAGAAUAUGGUAUGGGACCUAAGGGUUCUGCAUUAAUAUGUGGCUAUACCACUUACCAUCGUUUGCUUGAGUCUAGUUUGGCAGAACUGAAGAAGAAGGAGGAAUGUCUUCUUUGUCCUACUGGGUUUGCUGCCAAUAUGGCUGCAUUGGUUGCAAUUGGAAGUGUUGCUUCUCUUUUGGCUGCUAGCGGGAAACCUCUGCAGAAUGAAAAAGUGGCCAUCUUUUCUGAUGCACUGAAUCAUGCAUCAAUUAUUGAUGGUAUUCGUCUUGCUGAACGACAAGGCAACGUUGAAGUUUUUGUUUAUCGACAUUGUGACAUGUAUCACCUUAGUUCCUUACUAACAAGUUGCAAACUGAAGAGGAAAGUCGUGGUGACUGAUAGCUUAUUUAGUAUGGACGGUGACUUUGCACCAAUGGACAAGCUCUCUCAGCUUAAGAAGAAGCAUGGCUUCCUGCUAGUUAUUGAUGAUGCCCAUGGAACAUUUGUUUGCGGAGAAAACGGUGGUGGCGUGGCCGAGGAUUUUAACUGUGAAUCUGAUGUAGAUUUAUGUGUGGGUACUUUGAGUAAGGCAGCAGGGUGUCAUGGCGGAUUCAUAGCUUGCAGCAAAAAGUGGAAGCAACUUAUCCAAUCGAGAGGUCGCUCGUUCAUAUUUUCAACAGCAAUACCUGUCCCAAUGGCUGCAGCUGCUUAUGCAGCGGUUGUAGUGGCGAGGAAGGAGAGAUGGAGAAGAAAGGCAAUAUGGGAGAGGGUGAAAGAGUUUCAGGCAUUAUCUGGAGUUCGCAUUUCAAGCCCCAUUAUCUCACUUGUUGUAGGCAAUCAAGCCAAAGCCCUCCAAGCAAGCCGGUAUCUGUUAGAAUCAGGGUUCCAUGUAAUGGCAAUAAGACCACCCACAGUGCCACCCAAUUCUUGCAGACUAAGGGUGACACUGAGUGCAGCACACACCACAGAAGAUGUGAAGAAACUCAUCGCUGCGCUUUCUUCUUGCUUGGACUUUGACAGCACCACUCACAAUCCUUCCUUUAUCUCUCCCAAACUCUAA
Messenger RNA from Microthlaspi erraticum, 1428 nucleotides. NCBI's taxonomy places the organism in Eukaryota, Viridiplantae, Streptophyta, Magnoliopsida, Brassicales, Brassicaceae. The record is from the annotation of a GenBank genome assembly.